GUACCGUUGUCACUGUCAUCUUAAAUGUCAAAAACAAAAAAAUUGUUAUGGUGAUUCGAUAGCUAAUGUUUAUUAUUUUACUGCAAUAAAUAGUGUUAAAUUCGCUUUUCAAAUGGCACCGGUGUUUUCCAAAGAAAUAGUUAAGAUUACCUAAUAUACAAAGCAUUACAAAGAAAGAAAAUGUCGGUGGAAAUCAUUGAAAAUUCAGUCCAUAUUGGUGGUAUCGACGACGAUAACUCUUCAGUGAAAGAAAAUGAAUUAUCCAGUGAUUCCGGCGUUGAUACGCUGGAGUCAUGCUCUGUAACAUAUCCUCCAUCAUCUGAAUCAGAUAUAUCGCAUAUAAAGAUUCCCGAAUCGGAUUUAUUUCAAGUUGAAAGCACUCGUGAAGAUCUCUUUUCUACAAACGAAAGUAGUUCACCUUCUUCACUUCUUGAAUCCAUAAGUUCUGAUAAUAUACAGAAUGGAUACUCAAAUGCCGAACACAGUUGUGGCGUUCAUCAACAUAGUGAUACUGACAAUCUCUCAUUAGAGGAGGGAAGAAUCAAUAACAUAUCAGUUUGUUUAACAGAAAACAAGUCCUUAUCUGCAUCUGUUAAUAAUAUAACAGACAUACCGGAGUCUUCCAUAGACCUUAAAAAGUCAACCACUAGUCUAAAUGUACCUGUAGAAAAAUGUAAUAUAGAUAUGUUAAGUAGAAGUGCAGAAAAUUUGACAAACUUAAUAGAAUCUGAAAUUAUUUCAAGUACGGAUGCACUAAAUACUGAAGAAAUUCUCACACAAUUUGAUAAUCAAAAGCGAAAAGUAGCAGCAACUCAGAAAAUUGUACAAGAUACCCAGCCACACAACGAUUUAAAAAGUAGACUGCCAAAGGAGAUACUAUCACAAGACAUUGGUAGUAUUGUGAGAAAUGUUCAUGGUAUAUUUUCAUCUGUUUCGGGCAGUUUAAAAAGUGCAUACAACAAUCAACGGGUGGUCCAAAAACCAACUAAAAUAGUAAAACCAGUUAAUACAAAAUUAUUAAGUGAUAUUUUUGAAGAUGGGGUGGAGAAAUUGCCAAUGCUUGAUACUAAUGAAAUCCCAAAUGUACCUGAGAUUCCAAAACCACUAGAACCAGAUGGUGACAUUAAUAAAGACUUCAGUAAACUCCAAAUUGAAUCAUUAGAGAGGGUUUUAGCUGAACAAAGAAAAGAUAACAUAUCUCUGAGAGAAAAGGUCAAAAGGCAAAUGGAAGAAUUACAGGCCAAGGACCAGUCAUUUAAGGAGCUAGAAGUCAAAGUUGACCUGAUGUCAAAACGUACAGAGCAAGCUCAACGCGAAAAAGACGCGGCAGUUAUGCGCUACGCCAGCCUUGAGUGUUCAGUUAUAGAUGCGAAGAAGUCAGCAGAAAAUGCUGUCAAAGCUGAAAAGGCCGCCAUUGCUGAGAAGGACCUACUUUUUAAUAAACUGAAGACUGCUCGAGAUGAGAAACAAAGGAUUUGUCAGAUGUAUGAUGAUAAGUGUCACGAAGUAUCGAAUACAGAACGGGAAUUGGCUAAAGUGCGUGAGGAGUUUAAAGAGUUGGAGGGUAGACUGAAGUGGACCCAGAGCAAGUUGCGGGUAGAAAUGGAUGCUUAUAAGGAAAGUACCGAGCGGGCGGAUAAACUCGCACAACAACUCACCGAGUUAGAAGCGGCGAAGGAAGCAGCUGUUUUGAACGCCGCAGAUUCCUUAAAGGCUAGGCAAUUGGAAAGUGAGUUAAAAGAAACUCAAGCGACACUUAUACUAUGUAAGCAUGAGAAGGAAGACCUGGACAAAAGACUGACUAUCGCUCUACAGCAGUUUGAGACUUGUAAGGGGGAAAGGGAUGAGGUGACUAGUGCGCUCUCUCUCGCACAGGCUGAGUUGGAAAGAGUGAAGGCGCACGCCAGGAGUCUCGAAGAGGAGGUUGCUGAGUUGGCAGCAUUGAGGGCUCAGGCAGCGCUGGCCGAUACGCUUAGCUCACAAUUGCAAAGGGAAACCGAACUCCGGAACCAAGCUGAAACGUCAUUAGCGUUGGAAAGGGCGCGGUCCGAGACGUGCGUACGUCGCGAAGCAGCAGCCCUCGAACACGCCGCGAAGCUCACGGCGACACAUGUGGCUGAACGUGCACGCGCGUCCGAACAUGAAGCUAAGGCGCAAGCGCUGUCAGCGGAUAAUUCGUCACUUCGUGAGCGUGUAACGUUCUUGGAAGCGGAGAUUUCUUCACUGCAAAUAUCGUUGAAUGAUGAAAUGGAGAGGAGGAAUAAGGAAACAAGAGUUUUAGCGAGAAAAGUGGCUGAAUUGACGACAGAAGCAGCAGAAGCUAACAAGAAGUUGGAGUGGGAGAAGGGAGAAGUUGGUGUCUUGAAGAAGAAACAUGCCAGUGCUGUGAAAGAGUUGAAUCGUGAACUCCAGCGUGCGUUGAAACGCAUAGAACAACUGGAAGCCAAGUUACCGCAAAAUGGUGAUACUACUUCUACUAGAACUGGCUCUGUGACGUCACUAAGCAGCGGCGAAGGCCCCGAAGAGAAGUUACACAACGGACACCAAACUGACUUACCAGAUAUACAGAUAAAGUGCGGUUUCGUUGAAAAGAUUUUUCCAAAGACCAGAGAACCAGAUAGACAAGCCCUAAUAGAACGAAUAGUCCAACUCCAAAGAGCGGCAGCAAGACGCGCUGAACGAUGCGAGUUCCUGGAAGAACAUUCGAAGCAGUUGACCAAUGAAUUGCGGGGGAAAUCCCGUUUGUUGCGACAUCUUCUUGCGUCUAUGCCCGCUGGAGCUGUCACCUCACAGAACAGUGAUAAAAAUAAGCUGAUACGGAAGCUAACCAAGAAAGAGAUAGCGCGUCUCGGCGGGGGAGCAAUGGCGGCUGUGUGGGGGGGAGAUCCGAACGGAAUAACUCUUGAGCUCUCGCUUGAGAUUAAUAAGAAGCUUCAAGCUGUCUUGGAGGACACGCUACUUAAGAAUAUAACUUUAAAGGAAAAUAUUGAUACCUUAGGAGAAGAAAUAUCAAGAUUAAAAAGUAAAAGUGUUAUAACUAAAUAAUUGUAAAAAUCAUCUUUGAUUUUGUGUUGAAUUUCUUAUAUACCAGUGGCGCUACAACCUUUUUAGGUCUGGACCUCAGAUUUAUCUAUCUGUUUCAUGAUAUGUCAAUCUAAUAGGCAAGUAGGUGAUCAGCCUCCUGUGACACGCCGUCGACUUUUUGUGUCUAAGGCAAGCCGGUUUCCUCACGAUGUUUUCCGUCACCCGAGUGAAUGUUAGAUUGACAAAAUAGUAAAUUGGUGCACAGCCGGGGAUCGAACCGUCGACCUCAGGGAUGAAGCCACUAGGCCAACAUUGCUCUAAAUUUCUUAUAAAUUAAUUUAAAAAUUAUUAAAUUACGUUGGCGCACUCAAUUGAAGUUGGAUAAAAUCAUAUUAUGAUAUUCACGAAUUAGAUAUAUUUAAAUUAUUAUGUAUAGGUACAUAAUGAAAAUUUAAAAGCAGUGU
Pieris napi is the source of this 3488-nucleotide messenger RNA. It is a transcript of the gene Golgin104, whose product is annotated as coiled-coil domain-containing protein 186. Gene Ontology annotation, cellular component: trans-Golgi network. Gene Ontology annotation, biological process: vesicle cytoskeletal trafficking. The record is from RefSeq and is a predicted model, not a curated record. Lineage: Eukaryota; Metazoa; Arthropoda; Insecta; Lepidoptera; Pieridae. The transcript has 16 exons. Gene Ontology annotation, molecular function: small GTPase binding. The coding region runs from base 181 to 3045 and encodes 954 amino acids.